This is a messenger RNA of Culicoides brevitarsis, 1647 nucleotides long. RefSeq names its product TBC1 domain family member 20. The transcript is spliced from 5 exons. The coding region runs from base 38 to 1300 and encodes 420 amino acids. The record is from RefSeq and is a predicted model, not a curated record. Gene Ontology annotation, molecular function: GTPase activator activity. Lineage: Eukaryota; Metazoa; Arthropoda; Insecta; Diptera; Ceratopogonidae. Gene Ontology annotation, cellular component: endoplasmic reticulum membrane. Gene Ontology annotation, biological process: positive regulation of GTPase activity; endoplasmic reticulum to Golgi vesicle-mediated transport.
UCACUUUUAACAAAAUCUUUAUUUUGAUGCAAUUACGAUGGAAAAUAUGGAAAAUUCAAGUGAAACGUCCAGCGACUUUGAAAGAAUUGACAAAAUCGAUGUUUGUGAGAUGAGCAGCAGUGAGAAUGGUCGAUUAAGCAACCAUCCAAGUGAGCCGACAGAGUUAAGCUUUGAAAAACAUCCCGAAAAUAAGGAAGAACGAGAAAAACGAGCGAAAAUUGAGGAGGCUCUGGAAACGUACGCUGAGCAACCCAUCAAAACUUGGCAGAAUUUUGCCAAAUCUGAAUAUGGACUCAUAAACGACGAUUUACGGAAACGCGUUUGGCCUCUCUUAGUAAAUGUUGACCCGUGUAAAUGUGAACCAGUCCCUUGUCUUGACGAUCUACAAACACACCCGGAAUACAACCAGGUUGUGUUAGAUGUUAAUCGGAGUCUGAAACGUUUCCCUCCCGGAAUUCCAUACGAACAAAGAGUAGCAUUACAAGAUCAAUUGACAGUGCUUAUUCUACGCGUCAUUAUCAAAUAUCCUCAUCUGAAAUACUAUCAGGGGUAUCAUGAUGUGGCCGUAACAUUUUUACUCGUUGUCGGCGAAGAAGUUGCUUUUCAUGUUAUGGAAAAACUCUCGACGGAACAUCUGUACGAAUGCAUGCAAGAAACAAUGGAGCCAACACAAAAACGACUUAUGUCCAUUUAUCCAAUUAUACGACGAACUAAUAAGGCUUUGUGUGAAUAUCUGGAAAAAUCGACAGUUGGGACACUUUUUGCAUUGCCGUGGUUCCUCACCUGGUUCGGCCACAGUCUGAAUAGCUACAGAAGCGUCGUGCGUCUUUACGACUAUUUUUUAGCGUCCGAACCAUUACUUCCAUUAUACGUUACAGCAGCCAUCGUGCUAUAUAGAGAAAAUGAUAUUUUUAAAGAAGAUUGUGAUAUAGCAAGUUUACAUUGUCUUUUGUCACAAUUACCGGAAGAUUUGCCAUUCGAGUACCUUUUGACGUAUGCAGAUACGUUGUAUAAAAAAUUUCCUCCAAAGAUGAUCGAAGCAGAUGUAGAAAAGAUGAUCAUAAAAGAGAAACAACAACGUGCCCUUGAAGAUGAAAGGAUCCGAAAAGCUCAACUUGCUCGACGAAUGAAAGGCAAUAACAACAAUGUACGCCCAUUUAAGCAUCCCUUCCUCAAUUCCCUUAUUCCAUUUGCUCUCAUGUCACGUCGUUCAAUGAUUGUAACUACCGCAUUUUCGAUAUUUGUUGGCAUCUGUGCAUAUUACUAUCGGACACAAGCAUUUAAUGGCACCAUCAGAUAGGGACGCGCCAUGUACUGGUUUCAAGGAUUCACACAGUUGUAUCAAAGAAAGUGAUUGACCGAGAUUUCUUUGAUGUGAACGUUAAUAUUAUGUUGAUUCCUAAUGAAAUUAGUGCAUAUUGAUCAUGUGUAUUUUUAAAGGACCAUUUCCUUGUUGCGUUUCUUGUGUAUAAAAAAUGUGUGGAUGUGAUGUUUUGAAAAAAUUGAAUUCUGUUUCGUAGUAUUUAAGGUUCGAGUCUCUAAAGUGUAAGUUAAAUACCCCCAAAUAAUAUCGUUAAUUAAAUAAUUUAAUAGAUAUAUAAGAAUGAAAAAUAUUAAUGAAAUCAAUAAAGUAAAUAUAUGCCAUUC